GCAGCGGCCGGGGUGCGGCGGGAGCCCUCCUGCGGCCGGCGGGUCGGGUGCUCUGUGCCCAGUCGCUCGCCGCGGCCGGGCCCGCCAGCCGGGUCCACCAGCCGGGAUGCAGGCGCGCGCGGGCCCCGCGGGGGCGCAGCGCGAGCGGCGGGCGCGGGGUGGCGGGCACCGACGGGCCCCCGGGGGCGCGGCGCUCUGGCUGCUCCUGCUGGUGCAGGCGGGGGUGCAGGCACCCUCGUGCGCCGUGGGACCCGCAGUCGCCUCGCCGCGGAGCCCGAGCGUCCGGCGUCCGCCCGGCCCCACGGAGCUGCCGGGCUGGGGGCCUGAGGGCGAGUAUGACCUGGUGUCUCCUUAUGAAGUGGACCGCCAUGGUGACUACGUGUCCCACGACGUCGCGCACCCCCAGAGGAGGAGGCGGGCACUGGCCCAGCUCAGCGCCGACCCCGACUCCCUUUACCUCCGGCUGAGAGGCUUCAGGCAUGACUUCCACAUGCAGCUGAGACUGUCCAGCCUGCUGGUGGCCCCCGGGUUCGUCGUGCAGACCCUGGGGAAGGGCGGCGCCAAGUCGGUGCAGGCUUUCCCGCCGGAGGAUUUCUGUUUUUAUCAAGGCUCCUUACAGUCGCACAAAAAUUCCUCAGUGGCUCUUUCAACCUGCAAAGGCCUGUCGGGCAUGAUAAGAACACAAGAAGCCGAUUACUUCCUAAAGCCGCUUCCUUCCCACCUGGCAGGGAGACUCAAGGGCUCCCCGGGCGGCGGGCCUCCCUCACACAUACUGUACAAGAGGUCCGCAGAGCUGCGGGCUCCGGGCGCCCCCCAGGUGACGGUGGUCGCGAGGGGUCGCGAGCUGAACCAGCACCCCUUCCGCGUUGGCCGGCGGCACCUCCACAGCAGCCUGCCCCCCAGGCACCCACAGAAGCAGCAUUUCUGCGGAAGACGCAAGAAAUACAUGCCCAAGCCCCCUGGGGAAGACCUCCUCAUCCUGCCUGAUGAGUACGCGUCUUGCUCACGGCACAAACGCUCUCUUCUGAAGUCCCACUGGAAUGAGGAGCUGAACGUGGAGACGUUGGUGGUGGUUGACAAAAAGAUGAUGCAGACCCACGGCCACGAAAACAUCACCACCUACGUCCUGACGAUCCUCAACAUGGUGUCUGCUUUAUUCAAAGAUGGAACAAUAGGUGGAAACAUCAACAUUGCAAUUGUUGGUCUGAUUCUACUAGAAGAAGACCAGCCAGGGCUGGUGAUAAACCAUCACGCGGACCACACCUUAAGUAGCUUCUGCCAGUGGCAGUCUGGGCUGAUGGGGAAAGAUGGAAUGCGCCAUGACCAUGCCAUCCUGCUCACUGGUCUGGACAUAUGCUCCUGGAAGAAUGAGCCCUGCGAUACUCUGGGAUUUGCCCCCAUAAGUGGAAUGUGCAGCAAGUACCGCAGCUGUACUAUCAAUGAGGACACGGGCCUUGGACUGGCUUUCACCAUCGCGCAUGAGUCUGGACACAGCUUUGGCAUGGUCCAUGAUGGAGAAGGGAAUGUGUGCAAAAAGUCUGAGGGCAACAUAAUGUCUCCUACAUUGGCAGGACGCAAUGGGGUCUUCUCCUGGUCACCCUGCAGCCGCCAGUACCUGCACAAAUUCUUAAGCACUGCCCAAGCUGUGUGCCUUGCUGAUCAGCCAAAGCCCAUGAGGGAAUACAAGUAUCCUGAGAAGCUGCCUGGGGAGUUAUACGAUGCAAACACGCAGUGCAAGUGGCAGUUUGGAGAGAAAGCCAAGGUCUGCAUGCUGGAUUUUAAAAAGGAUAUCUGUAAAGCCCUAUGGUGUCACCGGAUUGGAAGGAAAUGUGAGACUAAGUUCAUGCCAGCAGCAGAAGGCACUAUUUGUGGGCAUGACAUGUGGUGCCGUGGAGGACAGUGUGUGAAAUAUGGCGAUGAAGGCCCCAAGCCCACACAUGGCCACUGGUCAGACUGGUCACCCUGGUCCCCAUGCUCCCGGACCUGUGGAGGGGGUGUUUCCCACAGAGACCGCCUGUGCACAAACCCCAAACCGUCACACGGAGGGAAGUUUUGCGUGGGCUCUGCACGCAUGCUGAAGCUCUGCAACAGCCAGGCCUGUCCCCAGGGCAGUGCUGACUUCCGCGCCCUGCAGUGCGCCGAGUACAACAGCCACCGCUUCCGGGGAUGGCACUACAAGUGGAAGCCUUACACACAAGUGGCAGAUCAGGACUUAUGCAAACUCUACUGUAUCGCAGAAGGAUUUGAUUUCUUCUUUUCUUUGUCAAAUAAAGUCAAAGAUGGGACUCCAUGCUCGGAGGAUAGCCGUAAUGUUUGUAUAGAUGGGAUAUGUGAGAAAGUUGGAUGUGACAAUGUCCUUGGAUCCGAUGCUGUUGAAGACUUGUGUGGUGUGUGCAAGGGAAACAACUCAGACUGCAUGACACACAAGGGCCUCUACACCAAGCACCAUCACACCAACCAGUAUUAUCAGAUGCUCACCAUUCCCCCGGGAGCCCGGAGUAUUCGCAUCUACGAAAUGAACAUCUCUACCUCCUACAUUUCUGCGCGCAAUGCCCUCCGAAGGUACUACCUGAACGGACACUGGGCCGUGGACUGGCCCGGACGAUACAAGUUUUCAGGCACCACCUUCGACUACAGACGGUCCUACAAAGAGCCAGAGAGCUUGACCUCUGCCGGGCCAACCAACGAAACACUGAUCGUGGAGCUGCUGUUUCAGGGAAAGAACCCGGGCAUUGCCUGGGAAUACUCACUGCCUCGGCUGGGUGGUGAGAAGCAGCCCAGCACCCAGCCCAGCUACACAUGGGCCGUCGUCCGCUCCCAGUGCUCCGUGUCCUGUGGAGGGGGGCACAUGACCACAAGAGAAGGCUGCUACCGAGACCUGCAGUUUCCAGUGAACAGCUCAUUCUGCAGCCCCAGCACACGGCCUGCCGCAGGGGUGGUGCCCUGCAAAGUGUCCGCCUGUCCUCCCAGCUGGUCCGUGGGGAACUGGAGCACCUGCAGCCGGACGUGCGGUGGGGGCACCCAGAGGCGCCUGGUCCAGUGCACACGGUGGGCACGCUACAAGGCAGAGCGGGUCUCAGCCAGCCUGUGUCUGCAGCCCGUACCCUCCAGCCAACAGGCCUGCCACUCCCAGAACUGCCCACCUGCUUGGAGCACUGGGCCCUGGACAGAGUGCUCGCACACCUGCGGGAAGGGGUGGAGGAAGAGGACCGUGGUCUGCAAGAGUACCCACCCCGCAGCCAGGGCCCAGCUGCUGCCCCACGCCAUCUGCCGCUCAGAGCCCAAGCCCCGGACUCACGAAGCCUGUCUGCUUAAGCGCUGCCACAAGCUCAAAAAGCUGCAGUGGCUUGUGUCCUCCUGGUCCCAGUGCUCUGCCACAUGUGAACGAGGGACACAAAGGAGAUUCUUAAAAUGUGCUGAAAAGUACAUUUCUGGGAAGUACCGAGAGCUGGCCUCCAAGAAGUGCUUGCACUUGCCGCAGCCCGGGCUGGAGCUGGAACGCCCCUGCACCCUGUUUCCCUGCCCCAAGCACCCCCUGUAUGCAGCUGCAGGCCCCCCGCGUGCCAGCUGGGUUGCCUCGCCCUGGUCUCAGUGCACAACCAGCUGUGGGGGUGGCGUGCAGACGCGGUCCGUGCGGUGCCUGGCAGGGGGCCAGCCAGCCUUGGGCUGCUUCGUUCCCCAGAAGCCUGCAGCCUCCCUGGCCUGCAACACUCACUUCUGCCCCAUCACAGACAAGAAAGGUGCCUUCUGCCAGGACCACUUCCACUGGUGCCCCUUGGUGCCCCAGCACGGCAUGUGCAGCCACCAGUUCUACGGCGAGCAGUGCUGCAGGGCUUGCUCCACGUCCAACCUGUGAGCCCAGUCGGAGCCCCUCCCUGGGCAAAGGGGUGCCUGUUUUCAGCAUACCUGAGCUGUACGGU
Manis pentadactyla (Chinese pangolin) is the source of this 3920-nucleotide messenger RNA. RefSeq names its product ADAM metallopeptidase with thrombospondin type 1 motif 16 (gene ADAMTS16). The transcript is spliced from 23 exons. Gene Ontology annotation, molecular function: metalloendopeptidase activity. Lineage: Eukaryota; Metazoa; Chordata; Mammalia; Pholidota; Manidae. Gene Ontology annotation, cellular component: extracellular matrix. Bases 107 to 3856 code for a protein of 1249 amino acids. The record is from RefSeq and is a predicted model, not a curated record. Gene Ontology annotation, biological process: extracellular matrix organization; proteolysis.